Molecule: messenger RNA, 2584 nt
Organism: Prorocentrum cordatum
Lineage: Eukaryota; Dinophyceae; Prorocentrales; Prorocentraceae
Source: the annotation of a GenBank genome assembly
GACUGGACGACCACUCACGCACGCUCACAGCAUCUACAAGUCCGAGGACAUGUGGUGCCAGCGGGCUGCCACGUUCAUGGCGGCGGCGAAGGCGGACCCCGCCGACGGCGAGCUGAAACGCUUAACCACCCUGCUGUGCCUCUCCUUGUACCGCCAGUACGACCUGCUGGACUUUGCCUUGGAGACUAGCCCUCCCCGGUGCAUCUACGACUACAUCACCCUCGGGUCGCUCUGCGCGGACUGGGCAGCCAAGCUGGGGCCAGACGCGCAGCGCUCUUCCUACCCGGGCCGCACUACCAAGGCGAAUUUCGGCCAGAAGAGCGGGAAGGCGCCGACCCUGGAGGUCAACCUGAUGACCCUUCCGGCGUGCUGCAGAGUCUUCCACCCAAAAGGGACCAGCUCCGACCUGAAGUUGUGCUACGGGGACCUCAACGCCACGCACAUGGCGCUCUGCCUCUCCCACUGCGGAUACGCGACGGCCUCCGACUCGGCGGGCGCCAACGGGGCCCUUGCCUGCCGCUGGCUGUGCCCCGAGGCGCCGCAGGCGGCCGCCGUCGUCGACCUGGUGUCCCAGGCGCGCGCCCGCGUCGAGGCGCUCUUGCAGACCCGCUGCCCUGGCGCGCCGCCCUCGGCCAGCGGGGCCGCGAACGCCACGUCUGCGCCGACGCAGCAAACUCCCAGGCUGGCGCAGGCCUUCUCAUCCCAGCAGAGGGCCAGCGUGUGCACCACCCACGUCUUGCUCGACAUGAUAGACGCCAACGGCAGCCGCGCCAACGGCGCCCGUGCCACUGUGGCGGACGCCUCCAGCCUACGCCAAGGCCGAGCGGGCCGCCGCGGCCUCGCCUGCUUCCAGAGGGACGCCGUCGCGCUGAUGACCUUGCCGCAGGCGCUUCGCGGCGUGUCCGUCGGGGUGCAGAGCCUGCUGGGCCCGACCGCCAGCAACAAUCCCUGCGGGGAGGCCAGCUGGGCAUGGGCCCUCGUGGAAUGCGGCGACUCGGCUGCCGCCGGCAAGCGGGCCGCGAAAUGCGUCUGCGACGGCCUGAGCUCCAUCCUGCAGCAAGCCCGGCUCGAGGUGAACUUCUCCGUGCCCGCCGCCGAUCGCCGCGGAGCGUUCCAGGUGGGGCCCCACGUCCUGGCGAACCGCGUCGAGCACGCGCGCUCCUUCACGGAGCUAGACAAAGAGCCCUGCACCGUGAAGGGUCUCCGCGAGCUCGCGGCGAAGUACCCGACCAUCGUCACGACCAGCGAGUGCAUGCCCGGCGCCGCCAUCCGUGACACCUUGCGCACCGCGCCGCCUCCAGCAGCUGGGCCGACGGUCCAGAAGACCAUCGGCAAAAAGCCGGCCGCGGCCAUGCUGGCAACCGGACACUUCGCUCGGUCCGACGAAGCGCAUGCCGUGUUCGACGAAUUCAUCGACCUGAAGCACACUGCCGCGCAACUCAGAUUCGCCUUCCUCGUGCUUCUGGAACAAGGGGCGGCCCCGAUUUCCCUGUGCAAGAAGUGCGAGUCUCAGUCGCUGAAGGACUUUCUUAACCGAGCGCCGCAGACACCUGGAAACUCGAUGCCCCCGAUGCCGCCCCGACAACGGAACCCGCCCUGCGGCCGCCGCGCCAACGGCGCGCUGCCGCCGAGCUGGUCCGCGCGGACCCCCGACAAUCAAGCGGUCGCCAACCGCGUGGCCACGCUGGCGCGACGCAUCGCGAGCGAGGCAUUGGCGACAGGGCGCGCUGUCGCCAACGUCGCCAUCGCUGGCCAGGCCGCGCUGGAGUUGCCCGGCGGGGCUGCCGCUCAUUCGACCUUCGGCGCCCCGCUGGCUGACGAGGGCGACUUCACCUGCGCGCCGGGCGCGCGCUCCGCAGCGGCGUUGCGUUCGGCGCAGGCUGCGGUCAUUCAGUGGGGCGAGUGGCCUUCCGUCAAGAAGCCAGCCUGGGAGGCCGUGCUCGGCUUCUGCGACAAGUGCAGCUGCGACGCAAUCGCCAUGGGCGCGGGGAGUUCCAUCGAGCCCCGCGUCGCCGCGGAGUAUUUAAACUCGCGGGAGCACCCGGGCUCUCCGCCGCACUGCGUUCGACCUGUGAAAGGAGCGCUCCACGAGCUCAUGCGCCACUUCAGCCCCGAGGAUCGGCCGAUGAACCACGCCCCUGUCAUAUUGCAAGAAAUGUGCGAGAACCACGUGCCCAUUGAGACUCUAGACGGGCGCGCCUUCCCAUUGCCGCGGAUAUGCUUCAGGCACAUCAGCUUUCCGGACGUGUCAACCUUCGAGACUGGCUCCGUCGCCUUCUUUGCCCGGCGCAGCCCGUCCAUCGCGCCAGACGCGCAGCGGCCACCCUGCGCGGGGCGCGCCGCGAAAGCGGACCUCGCGCAGAAGAGCGGGAAGGCGCCCACGUUGGAGGUGAUUUUGCUGACCCUGGCGGCCCGAUGCAUUUUCCGCCGGCGUGGCUUCGACGCAGCGGCGCGUUUCCUGACGGUUACUCCGGCUAAGAGGGCCCAGCUCUUGGGCGUCCUCGAAGUCGGCUACGGGGACUUGGAGUUCGCGGUGUUGUUCUGGAUGUUGCUUGCCACAUCGGAGUGCACCUCGGACGCCUAA